Molecule: messenger RNA, 363 nt
Organism: Telopea speciosissima
Lineage: Eukaryota; Viridiplantae; Streptophyta; Magnoliopsida; Proteales; Proteaceae
Exons: 1
Coding region: 1-363 (120 amino acids)
Source: RefSeq, a predicted model, not a curated record
AUGGGGAACUUAUUGUUACAAGGCUAUGCCAUUUGGUUUGAAGAAUGUUGGAGCAACAUAUCAAAGAGUGGCAACAGCCAUUUCCAUGAUAUGAUACACAAAGAAGUGGAGGUGUACGUGGAUGAUAUGACUAUCAAGUCGGUUACUCGACAGGGGCAUUUUGCGGUAUUAAGAAAGUUUUUUGAACGAAUUAAAGAGUACAAGCUAAGACUAAACCCUCAGAAGUGCAUGUUUGGAGCAACAGCAGGGAAACUCCUAGAAUUUCUUGUUAGUGAGAGAGGAAUACAAGUAGAUCCUGACAAGAUAAAGGCCAUAACAGAAAUGCAAGCACCAAAAAUAGAAAAAGAAAUCCGGAGUUCUUAG